This is a messenger RNA of Hemicordylus capensis (graceful crag lizard), 10256 nucleotides long. RefSeq names its product trinucleotide repeat containing adaptor 6C (gene TNRC6C). Bases 1678 to 7494 code for a protein of 1938 amino acids. Gene Ontology annotation, biological process: miRNA-mediated post-transcriptional gene silencing; positive regulation of nuclear-transcribed mRNA poly(A) tail shortening. Gene Ontology annotation, cellular component: P-body; nucleoplasm. The transcript has 23 exons. Gene Ontology annotation, molecular function: RNA binding; protein binding. NCBI's taxonomy places the organism in Eukaryota, Metazoa, Chordata, Lepidosauria, Squamata, Cordylidae. The record is from RefSeq and is a predicted model, not a curated record.
CCUGUUUUGAGGUCAGGGAGGGGAGGAGGGAGUUAGCCUUGCGUCUCACUCUCUCCUUCUCCCCUCCCCCUUCGUUGUGGUCUCGCGCUGCCUGCCUGGCGGGGCUCUUCUCAGUUAGUAACAAAAUGGCCGCGGUGGCAGCAGCUCUGCUCCUGAAGCGGAGGACAGAGGCGGUGGCGGAGGCGGAGGCAGCGGCGGCGGCGGAGGCAGCGGCUGUGAGGAGAAGCGGGGGGCUGGCCCGGCAGCACCACUGAGCCCAGCGGCAUUGCCUGUCCCGCCAACGGCCCAACCCCCUUCCCCUCCAAGGGAAAGCUCUGUCCGAGAAGCUGCUGCUGCCGCUGCCGCCUCCAUAAAUCCUCCUUAUCUCCCUAGAGAGACUCCUCGAGUCCCUGCGGAGGGGAAGGAGAGAGAGGCUGCUGGAUCCUGCUCGGGUGGAUCCUAGUGGGUGGGAGGGAGAGAGAGAGAGAGACUGACGGACGUCCUUAUGAGAAACUCAGCUGCUGGAUCUGUGGAUCCUGUCCCUGUGAGAAAAAGAGAGACUGGAUUUCGCCUUCUUUUCUGGGUCCACUUACGUUUGGCUCAGCUGGGUGGAUCCCUAUGAGAAAGAGAGACUGGAGGUGGACCCCUUCUCAAUCCGAAGCCUAUCUUCUGGAUCCUUUUAAGAUCCCUCUAUAUGAGAGAGACUGCUGGAGCACCCUUCCUUGACUCCGCAUAUGAAAGGCGGAUCUCUCUGGCAUCUGUGGAUCCUUGCCUUCUGAGACACUGCCUGGAUCCUUCUCCCCCUUGGAUCUUCCUGAGAGAGACUGCAAGAUCCUCCCCCCUCCUUUUUCCUCUGCUUGUUUCACCUCUCUCCUUUUUAGAGAUACUCUGUUUGGGUACUUUCUUCUGUUUGGAUCCUUAUGUGAGACUCUACUGGAUCCCCCUGUGGCUCCGUUUUGUUUUUCCUGAGAAAUUCCCUUUUAAACCUUUUGGCUGGGUUCAAUUUUCUCCAUCUUAAUUUGCACUUUUGAAAAUAAAAUCUUCAGAUGCUCAUUCAUAUAAACUGAGAAUUUCUCAACGCAGAUUUUUAAAAGCCGUGUUCUGAUCAAUUGCAAAGCGUUUUCCACUCUCGCAUCUCGACAGUACAUUUUGCUGCAACCGCGUACGUUUAAUUUUAAAACAAAAUUCCGGGUGCACAACUCUAGCUGAGGACUCAUAACUGCUAGUUUUGCUUCUCUGGAAAUAAAAUUAAAAAAAGCUUGUUUUGGAAUUGGACCUGCAUCUGCUGCACUUACUCCACCUCUGGGCUGGAAUCAAACUGGAGCUUUUGGCUCUUCUACUAGGAUACUGUUGAUUUCUUAUCUGAUUUUCCCCACCCCUUCCCCUUUGUGGCAGGUUAUUUUGGGUGGUUUUUUUCCUUUCUUUUAAAUUUGGAACGGGCAUAAAUAUAUUAAAAAAAAUCAACAACCCUGACUUUCUUGGCCGUGUGAGAUUUUUUUCGUAUUCAACGUGAAAAAAAUACGGGUACUUUUUGUAAGCAAAAGCAUUAAAGAAAGGAGCACGUUAGUGAAACUCCCGGACUCCAGACAAAAUAGUAACUUGUUCUUUUCCAAGGAGACUGAGUCGAAAGCUGCCAAAGAGCCCCAGAAGGAAACGAAGCAAAGGGAGAAAGAACAAACACAAGAAGAGAAACAUUUGAUGGAAGAAAAGAAAAAGAAAAAGCAGGAAGAAAAGAAAAAGAAGGAAGGUGCUCAGAAAAAGGCUGCUGAACAAAAAACCAAAGUGCCAGAACCUAUUAAGACCAGUUUAAGCCAGCCCCAACCUGCCAGUACCAGUACCAGUACUUCCACCAGCACUAUUACUAACAAUAGCAAUGGCAAGCGUGCAUCUGCCAAUGGGCAGCAGCCAGCUGCAUCCCGAUACCUGCCUCGUGAGGUGCCUCCACGCUUCCGCCAACAAGAACAGAAGCAGCUCUUAAAGAGAGGCCAGCCUCUGCCUACUGGAACUCUGAUCAGCACGAGCCCAUCACAAGGUACUGGACAAGCAGGAGCAAGCCCUCCUCCACAGCCAGGAGCAGGUGGACAUCAUCACCCCAGUAAGACUCAGACCCCAACAGACCUUGGUCACAGCGGAUUGGGAGACCAUUAUGAAAAUACUCACUGGGGACAGCAGCCCACUUUCCGAAGUGAAGCCAAUUGCAGCUGGGAUAAAGUGAUAAUAGACAGGACUGACAAGGAAGCGUGGCCUUCCAUUACAGGAACUGAGACUGAGUCUGCCUCAGAAUGUACUACAGACACUGACUCUGCCUCCAACUGUGGCUCAGAGAACAGUAGCAUGGCUACAGGGAGUGCCCAAGGCAACUUCACUGGACAUACAAAGAAACCUAAUGGCAAUAAUGGCGCCAAUGGAGCACUCAUCCAAAGCACUUCUAACCAGAGUGCCCUUGGAGCUGGUGGAGCAAAUGGUAAUGGAAACUCGGCCAGAGUGUGGGGUGUUGCCACAGGUUCCAACUCUGGUCUAGCUCAUUGCUCUGCCAGCGGUGGGGAUGGAAAGAUGGACAACAUGAUUGGAGAUGGUAGAAGUCAAAAUUGCUGGGGUGCUUCCAACUCAAAUGCUGGCAUUAAUCUUAACCUUAACCCCAAUGCCAAUCCAGCUGCCUGGCCUGUACUUGGACAUGAAGGAACUGUGGGAGCAGGCAACCCUUCCAGUAUUUGCAGUCCAGUCAGUGCCAUAGGUCAGAACAUGGGCAACCAGAAUGGGAACCCAACGGGCACCUUAGGUGCUUGGGGAAACUUGCUGCCGCAAGAGAGCACAGAACCACAAACGUCCACUUCUCAGAAUGUGUCUUUCAGCGUACAACCUCAGAACCUUAACACUGAUGGACCAAAUAACGCUAACCCCAUGAACUCUUCACCAAACCCUAUCAAUGCAAUGCAGACAAAUGGACUGCCGAACUGGGGCAUGGCUGUUGGCAUGGGGGCCAUCAUCCCGCCCCACCUGCAAAGCCUUCCUGGUGCUAAUGGGACAUCAGUUUCUCAAGUCAGUGGGGGAAGUGGUGAAGGAAUAGGCAAUUCAGUGUGGGGGAUAUCCCCAGGUAAUCCUGCCACAGGAAACAGCAAUUCUGGGUUCAGUCAGGGGAAUGGAGACACUGUGAACUCAGCAUUAAGUGCUAAACAAAAUGGAUCCAGCAGUGCUGUGCAAAAGGAAGGAAAUGGAACAAGUGCAUGGGAUUCAGGACCUCCUGCUGGUUCUGGGGUCUUAGCGUGGGGCAGGGGCAGUGGCAACAGUGGUGUUGGUAAUAUGCAUUCUGGUGCUUGGGGCCACCCAAGUCGCAGCACCAGUAACGGUGUUAAUGGUGAAUGGAGCAAGUCCCCAAACCAGCAUUCCAAUAAUGACAUCAAUGGGAAAGGAUCAACAGGGUGGGAUAGCUCUAGUGUUACCAGCCAGAAUCCUGCCAUGCAGCAGGGCAAUGAACAAAUAAACUCUUGGGCCAAAGCUGCAGCAUCUGGCAACACAGGUAGUGAAGGAAGUAACGAUAGCAAUGGUAGUCAGAAUGAAGGCAGUGCUGGUAGGGAAGGAGCUGGAGAGGGUCGAAGAAGAGACAAGGGAAUGAUAGACCAAGGAGGGCAAGUCCAGUUGCCAAGGAGUGACCUUGACCCAAGGGUUUUGUCCAACACUGGAUGGGGACAGACUCCUGUAAAGCAAAACACUGCCUGGGAAUUUGAAGAAUCCCCAAGGUCUGAACGAAAGAAUGACAAUGGAACUGAGGCCUGGGGUUGUGCAGCUACUCAGCCUUCAAACUCGGGGGGCAAGAAUGAUGGGUCCAUCAUGAACAGUACAAAUACCUCUUCAGUAUCUGGGUGGGUCAGCUCUCCACCUGCAACAGUUCCAACUAAUACAGGUUGGGGCGACAACAAUAACAAAGCGCCAAAUGGCCCUGGGGGAUGGGGAGAGCCGGCAAGUUCUACUGCUGUCAAUAAUGCUGCUGCUGCCAAAAGUGGCCACACUUGGAGUGGGACCACAAAUCAGGAGGACAAGUCGCCUACUUGGGGUGAACCUCAGAAACCCAAAUCUCAAAACUGGGGAGAUGGACAGAAAUCAAAUCCAGGCUGGACUUCGGGGGGUGGAGAUUGGGUUGAUUCCUCAUCUGUCCCUGGACAUUUGGGAGAUGGGAAAAAGAAUGGGUCUGGAUGGGAUGCUGACAACAGAUCAGGUUCUGGUUGGAAUGAUACUACACGUUCUGGGACCAGUGGAUGGGGAAAUGGCACAAACAGCAAGGCUAAUACAGGUACAAGCUGGGGGGAGUCUUUAAAACCUGGUCCCCAACAGAAUUGGGCUUCUAAAUCCCAGGACAACAAUGUGAGUAAUUGGGGAGGAGCUGCUUCUGUUAAACAGACUGGAUCAGGUUGGGUUGGUGGACCAGUGCCAGCCAAAAAGAAGGAUAGUAGCGAAGCAACUGGUUGGGAAGAACCAUCUCCACCAUCCAUUCGGCGCAAGAUGGAGAUUGAUGAUGGUACCUCGGCUUGGGGUGACCCAAAUUACAACAACAACAAGACUGUAAAUAUGUGGGAUAGAAACAAUCCUGUAAUCCAGAGCAGUACCACCACCACCACUACCACCACCAUUAUCAACGCAAACAUGGCUGAACCUCAGCCACCACACCAGUCAAGUGCCCAGUCAAACCGGUCCCCGCUGCUUGGUCCAGCAGGCUGGGGAGAGAUGCCUGCUGUCCAUGCAAAGCCUGAAGCUUCAUGGGGAGAGCCCUCCUCCCCUUCUGCUGCAGUCGAUAAUGGCACUUCAGCAUGGGGGAAGCCCCCCAGCAGUGGUACAGGGUGGGGAGAUAACUCUGCUGAGUCAGCAGGGACAUAUGGAAGAGCGAGCGCACCAGCUGCUGCCCCAGCACUGUGCAAACCAGCUUCUAAAUCUUCUAUGCAAGAAGGCUGGGGCAGUGGUGGAGAUGAAGUAAAUCUCAGUACAAGUCAGUGGGAAGAUGAAGAAGGAGAUAUGUGGAAUAAUACUGCUUCACAAGAGAGCAAUUCCUCUUGUAGCUCCUGGGGAAAUGCCCCAAAGAAAGGACUUCAAAAGGGCAUGAAGACAUCUAGUAAGCAAGAUGAGACCUGGAUCAUGAACCGUCUGAUAAAACAGCUUACAGACAUGGGCUUCCCAAGAGAGCCAGCAGAAGAGGCCUUGAAGAGUAACAAUAUGAAUCUUGAUCAGGCCAUGAGUGCUCUGCUGGAAAAGAAGGUGGAAAUGGACAAGCGUGGAAUGGGAGUGGCUGACUACAAUGGAAUGGUCACCAAACCCCUUGGCUGCCGCCCACCACCGAUCUCCAAAGAGUCUUCCAUGGACCGCCCCACCUUCCUUGACAAGCUCACCCUUUCUUUUUUCAAUCAGGAUGGCGGCCUAGUGGAAGAGCCCACUACUUCACCAUUUUUGCCUUCACCAAGCCUGAAGCUCCCCCUUUCAAACAGUGCACUCCCUAAUCAGACCCUGGGUGGGAUUGCCUCAGGGCUGGGCAUGCAAAACUUGAAUUCUUCUAGACAGAUACCGAGUGGCAAUCUGGGUAUGUUUGGCAAUAGCGGAGCAGCACAAGCCAGGACCAUGCAACAGCCGCAGCAACCGCCAGUGCAACCUCUUAACUCAUCCCAGCCUAGUCUUCGUGCUCAAGUGCCUCAGUUUCUCUCCCCUCAGGUUCAAGCACAGCUUUUGCAGUUUGCAGCAAAAAACAUUGGUCUCAAUCCUGCACUAUUAACCUCGCCAAUUAAUCCUCAGCAUAUGACGAUGUUGAACCAGCUCUAUCAGCUGCAGCUGGCUUACCAACGUUUACAAAUCCAGCAGCAGAUGCUACAGGCUCAGCGUAAUGUUUCCGGACCCAUCAGACAACAGGAGCAGCAAGUUGCACGUACAAUCAAUAACAUGCAGCAGCAGAUCCAGCAGCACCAGCGCCAGCUGGCUCAGGCCCUGCUUAUGAAGCAGCAGCCACCCCCUCCACAUCUAUCUUUGCACCCCUCUGCAGGCAAAUCAGCCAUGGAUAACUUUUCACCCCAUCCCCAGGCUCCUAGCCUAUCUGACCUGCAGACCAAAGAGCAACAGUCUUCACCGAACACCUUUGCUCCUUAUCCCCUUGCUGGACUGAACCCAAACAUGAAUGUAAACAGCAUGGACAUUCCUGGUGGUUUGUCAGUAAAGGACACUUCUCAGUCCCAAUCUCGCCUUCCUCAGUGGACACACCCCAACUCAAUGGAUAAUCUCUCCAGUGCUGCUUCUCCACUUGACCAGAAUCCUAGCAAGCACGGUGCUAUCCCUGGAGGUCUUAGUAUUGGUCCUCCAGGAAAGUCCUCCAUUGAUGACUCUUAUGGCCGGUAUGAUCUGAUUCAAAACAGCGAGUCACCAGCCAGUCCUCCUGUAGCCGUUCCUCACAGCUGGUCACGUGCCAAAUCUGAUAGUGAUAAAAUUUCCAAUGGCUCCAGCAUCAACUGGCCACCAGAAUUUCAUCCUGGAGUACCUUGGAAAGGAUUGCAGAAUAUUGACCCAGAGAACGAUCCUGAUGUUACGCCUGGAAGUGUUCCAACAGGGCCAACUAUUAACACCACCAUACAGGAUGUUAAUCGCUAUCUUCUCAAGAGUGGAGGGUCAUCCCCAACAUCAUCUCAGAAUGCCACGCUGCCUUCAUCGAGUGCCUGGCCACUUAGUGCCUCCGGCUACAGUAGCUCAUUCAGCAGCAUUGCAUCCGCACCUAGCAUUGCAGGUAAAUUGUCAGACAUCAAGUCAACGUGGUCUUCUGGCCCAAUUUCUCACACACAAGCCUCUUUGUCCCAUGAACUGUGGAAGGUACCCAGAAACACUACUGCUCCUACGCGACCACCUCCAGGCUUAACAAACACCAAGCCAUCAUCUACCUGGGGUGCCAGCCCACUGGGUUGGACCAGCUCUUACUCUUCUGGCUCAGCCUGGAGUACUGACAGCUCAGGAAGAACAAGUAGCUGGCUGGUCCUCCGCAACCUCACACCCCAGAUUGAUGGCUCUACACUGCGUACUCUAUGCUUACAGCACGGUCCUCUUAUUACAUUCCAUCUGAACCUGACUCAAGGGAAUGCUGUGGUCCGAUACAGUUCCAAGGAAGAAGCAGCAAAGGCCCAGAAGUCUCUGCAUAUGUGCGUUUUGGGGAACACUACCAUCUUGGCUGAGUUUGCUGGGGAAGAGGAAGUGAACCGUUUCUUAGCCCAAGGCCAGCCACUGCCCCCCACCUCCAGUUGGCAGUCCAACACUGGAACCACUCAGACCCGUUUGGGCUCCACAAGCAGCUCACAUGGAAUGGUGCGCAACGAUGCAGGCCACUGGAAUACCCCCUGCCUGGGCGGGAAAGGGAGCAGCGAUCUGCUCUGGGGUGGGGUCCCACAGUACUCAAGCAGCCUUUGGGGUCCGCCCAGCACCGAUGAUGGCAGGGUGAUCGGAAGCCCAACGCCUUUGAAUACUCUGCUCCCAGGUGAUCUUCUCAGCGGGGAGUCCAUGUAGGACACCAGAGAAACAAAAUGGAAGUAACAAUCAUCAGCACUAAAGGAAAAAUAAUGGUAACCCUUUCCAGUCCAGGGCAUCAUGAAGAAUCCAGCUUUAAUAGAUCAGACUGGCAGCCCUUUUUUAGUACCUCUGUCCAAUAUCGACUAUGAAACUCUACCGAAGUCCUUGUGAACUGUUAGUGCAACAGUAUGGGCUCCUUUUGGUCAGUGUCACGUGCUAAUGAUAGGUUUUAUGUGGGGUUUUUUUCCAAUGGCUUUUUAAUUUCAUUUUUAUGUUUGUAAGGUGUUUUUAAAGACGUAUAAAAGCUGCUUAGACUAGUUCUAUCAUGAAGGGCACUUUUCAGAAUUUGGGCUGGAAAGGGUUAUUUUAUCAACUUUGGGAGUGGGGGAGGGAUGAAGGAGGGGAUGUUAGAAAGCCUAUUUAAAAUGAGCCUGUGAUAAUUAUGCACAUUACCAGAGGCGGAUCCUGUAAUCAGUAGGGGGUGGCAUCCAACCAGCCCAUCAGCAGCAUUGGGGAACAAAUCCUACACCCCUUGGCUGUACGACUUGGAUUGAACGGUGGGGUGGGAUAUCCAUGUCCACUACUCCCAUGGGUCUUGCCUAUGCACAUUACACUUGUUUCAUUACUUUUUUGUGUCAUUGUUUUUUGAAGUACCCCCCCAAAAAAUAGUAAAAAGGCUUAAAAAAAAACAUAUCAAACAUGCAACUAUACUUGAAUCCAGCAGGCCAAUAUUACAAAAUGUGAACACUUUCUAUUAUUACACUUCCAGGUUGGCAUCAGAAAACAAAAGAACAGGCUCUAGGAAUAUUUCUUUUUGUUAAGUUCUUUCUUAUAUGUAUGCAUUGGGGAAAAGAUGGAUCGAUGUGUGAGCGUAUGGGGGUGUGCGUGCGCCAAUUGUACGACUUAACAAAUGGUGUGGUUUUUAUUUCCUUUUCCUUUUCAGUACAUAUGCUUUUGAUUUGCUCAUUGGUCAAACGUUUAAUUGUUAUUAGCUUCUAACUUUGCACUGAGUGUCCGCAGCCCUUCUUGUAGCUAAUCCUACUUGUGUUUGUUUUGUUUUUUUAAAAAAAAAGUUGAAAAAAACUGAUAGGAGGGGCUGGCGACAAUUCACGUGUAAAUGUUUACUCAAGGACUCUUGCCGCAUUUUAAAAACUUACAGUGUGUAUCUCUGGAGAAUAAUAUGUAUAUCUACCUUUAGCAGCUUUUUAUUGUGGACUAAUGCAAGGAAAUAAUUACCGGAGUAUUGCACCGUUUCCCCCCCAUUCAAAAUAUAAAGUUUUAAAAAAAGAAAAAGAAAAAAAAAGAAACUCUUGUUGAACUGUGGCCAUAAAUACUUGUAAAGAGUGGAUGGUUCCCUGCAAGCCGGAACGGAAACAAGCACUUGGGACAUAGGUUUUGACUGCUUUUGGAGGAGCCUACAGUUUCGGCUCCCACCUGUUUACAGACCUUUUUUUUUUUCCCUCCUUCAAACUUUAAAAUAAAAAAAGGAAUUGAAAAAAAGAAAAAAAAAUAGACUUCCAUCAUAAAGAAACCUAUUUUCAGAAUGAAGAUAUGCUACUUCAGAACUCUGGGAUUGAACAGUGUUUGUUGUUGCUGUUUGUUUGUUUGUUGUUGUUGUUGAUCCUUUCCUUUUGGCCAUUGCUGUGUACUCUUUUUUUGUUGUUGUUUUUUCCUCCUCUUCGUCAAAGUGGCGAAAAAUGUUGUGAUCACUAUCUUGCACAUGGUGGAAGAUGUCUCAGGAAAGCCGGGUUUCCCGAGGAGCAACUCCACACCAUUUCAUGUAUUUUUUAAACCCAACUCCUAGCACUGAAGAUAUUAUUAAAAAACAAAAUGAAAAAAAAAAUAAAAAGACAGUAAGAGAAGAAGAAAAAUACCUAAUCUAAUGUGUAGCAGUUACAUAUUUACCAAAUAAUGGACUCAAAAGAAAUAGAUGUUUGAAGAGUGCUUUAUAUAUUAAAAAUUGCUUUAUGUUUAAAAAUGAUCAAUGUUUUUGAUUGUUUUGAAAGGAAGAAAGACAAUGGAAUUAACAUACCCUUUGAGUAUGUUUUUAAAAAUUAUAUGAACAUUGUGCUCCCUGCCUGCUUGGAUCAGGAAACUUGUGCAUUACAUUUUUUUGGUUAAAGAUUAGCUUUUUAAUGGUUUUGUCCAAUUAAAAAGGGUCCUGCAAGAUUGCAAAUCAACAAAAGCUGGUUUUCUAGAGGAUCAUGAACUAUGCACAGAUUGGGUUCCAGACUUGUGUUUUCUCAAGUUUUCGUAGUGUAUUUAGCUGAAUACCCUUUUCUCAGAGUGAUUGCAUCUCAUUCUCAUUACACGCACUCUACAUAUGUAUUGUGUAUAUCUCUCUCUCUAUACACACACACACACACACACACACACACACACACACACACACACACUAUAUUUAUAUAUAAAAUACAUAUGUGCCUAUGUGCGGAUUGAAAUAGUCAAUACAAUUUUCCAUGCUGAAGUUUAGCAAUGAGUUGUAGGGAAGAAGAAAAAACAAACUCCCAAUCUUUAAAAAUUGGGGAUGGAAGUUUUAAAAAAAAAUCUUGUUGAUUUUUAUUUUUUUAUUUUUUUUGCCUUUCAUUUUGAAUUCAAGAUGUCUGUAACUCUGAGAUGAAAAGAAAAAAAAGUUUGUGGCUUUUAAUGUUAUUUCUCCUCAUAGAAUGUGAUUGUUAAAAACAUGCACCAGAAGUUGCUUUCAAGAGUACGAAAAUUCUUUGAAACUUAAUAAACUGCAGUUUUUCUUGGCUGUUGAA